This is a messenger RNA of Prunus armeniaca (apricot), 360 nucleotides long. The record is from the annotation of a GenBank genome assembly. Lineage: Eukaryota; Viridiplantae; Streptophyta; Magnoliopsida; Rosales; Rosaceae.
AUGACACCUGUUUCUGAUUUUUCCCGCGUUUCCUCGAGCUCCACACCCGUAAUUUCAGGCUUUCUACCUCGAGCUAUAUGUCUCCAUCAUUAUCUUGGAGCUAUCGACAUGUCUCACAAACCCACUUCCACUCCGAUUUAUGAAGCUCAAGCCAAGCUUGAAGAUCCAAUAUAUGGAUGCGUUUCGCAAAUUUUUGUUCUCCAACAACAGGUGGUCAACUUAGAAGCACAAUUAGUUUCCCUCCAGGAUCAAGUAGCUCAAAGCUUUUUGUAUGGCUCUGCUGUAGACUACGGGUUCCCUUUGUUGGUUCCCCUAAACCUUCUUCUUCUUCUUCUCACUACGGCCGCUUGUCGUUGCUAG